Molecule: messenger RNA, 1608 nt
Organism: Penicillium concentricum
Lineage: Eukaryota; Fungi; Ascomycota; Eurotiomycetes; Eurotiales; Aspergillaceae
Exons: 3
Coding region: 1-1608 (535 amino acids)
Molecular function (GO): metal ion binding
Source: RefSeq, a predicted model, not a curated record
AUGGCGUCUAAUGAUCGCCCUCGAUUCUUUUGUACCCGCCCUGAUGGGACUCUCACUCCACUGGUAGCCGUCGAUGAGCUGCCCACAAACCUCACCAUCCGUGGUGUCUCUCGCACCCUCAAUGCUGGAGAGACUCAGGGUAUGACCAGCUGCGGCCUGGCUACCCAACGUUCUGAGCCUUGGUCUGUUGACGGGGUUACCCAGUCCUCUGAAAGUGAGGCUGGGAAGGGACCUCAUCAUGAUAUGCACAGCCUUUUGCUGCAGAUCAUCACCAAUAACCACGUUCCUGAGCCCAUGCGGGUUUCUGCUCAGGCUAUCCUGUUUCAGGGAAUUGACCACCACGGCCUUACCGGCGGUGGCACUCCUGCCGGUGGACUGUCCCCAGUUGCGCCAACGUUCCAUGCCAAGAACCCCCAGAUGGGCAAUAAGCAUGCCCCAAGCUCUAAGAAGGAGUAUUGUUCCUACUGGAUCCGCCACGGCGAAUGCGAUUACUUGCAGCAAGGAUGCCUUUACAAACAUGAGAUGCCCGUCGACUUGGCCAUGAUUGAAAAACUUGGCCUGCGUGACAUUCCCCGCUGGUACCGCGAGAAGUACAACGUUGCGAGUCUUUUGCAUCCAAGCCAGGCUCGCUCUCAGCUCACCAUUGCUGAUCAGCCACCUAUGCGCGCCCUGCCAUCGCCUGCCUCUACCACUGACGAGAGCUACGCUAGCAAGGUCUCUACCAUCAAUGCAAACCCAAAGGUUAACAAGUCUCCAACUCAGUUCAACAAGUCUCCUCCCCGUGGACCAGCUAACCGUGGAGCUCCCAACGGUUUUGGCAAUCACCACCAGCAGCGUGGCGGCCGCAAUGGAGCCUCGAAUGGACAUCAUGGCAGCAACUGGAAAGGCACCUACCGCGGUGGCCGCAACCGCAACAUGGGCUAUGUUCGUCCAAGCAUUGCCGGUGAGCGUGAUGGUGAGCGCAGCGGCGAGUGUUCCCCUGGCAUGGGAUCUCCCCAACCCGCAUUCGAUUAUGGAGCUCAUGGAUUUGGCGGUAAGCAAGUUUGCACCCCGACUACCCCGGUUGUCGUUCCGGCUACCGUUCCAAUGACUGUCUCGACUACCGGCCAUGUUGGCGCUUCCAUGGCUGCCCAUCAAUCUCUGUUGGAUGACGGUAAAUCCCGCAACCGGAAUGUCUACUGGCCACUCAAUGAGCUGACUGAAUGUAAUGAAGAUAUCUUCGAGGAUGCUUCAAACAAGCCGGUUGAACACCGUCACCAUCAGCCCUUUCACCUUUACCAGCACGGUUCUACCACUUCUUCCGAUGGCGGUGUCAUGCUCCCCGCCGUGAGCUACGAUCCGUCCUUCGGCACAUUCACUCAGGCUGAGCUCCCUGCUCGAAAGCAGUCGGUUUCGAACAGCUCCCAGAGCACCGUCCAGAUCAGCUAUGGACCUUCGACUCCUCAGCUUGGAGAUCUUCAUAUCACAGACAAUCUGCCUCUCAACUCAGCUGACACCCGCGUCACUUGGGGUCCCAUUGGAGGUCCCAUUCUCAAGCGUACUUCGCCACCCACUGGGAACAUUGCGCAGUUGUUUGGACCUUACUCCAACACUCCCCACAGCAACUAG